Messenger RNA from Zonotrichia leucophrys gambelii, 2661 nucleotides. It is a transcript of the gene B4GAT1, whose product is annotated as beta-1,4-glucuronyltransferase 1. The coding region runs from base 515 to 2251 and encodes 578 amino acids. Gene Ontology annotation, molecular function: glucuronosyltransferase activity. Gene Ontology annotation, cellular component: Golgi apparatus. Gene Ontology annotation, biological process: protein O-linked glycosylation via mannose. Lineage: Eukaryota; Metazoa; Chordata; Aves; Passeriformes; Passerellidae. The transcript is spliced from 2 exons. The record is from RefSeq and is a predicted model, not a curated record.
UGCGCAGCCCUUCCCGGCGCCGGCGCAGCGCGGUGAGUCCCGGACUGGCCCCAGUAACCCCAAACUGGGACCGGCGACCCCGAACGGGUCCCGAUCCCCCCGGAACUGCACCCAGACCCUUCCCCAUCCCCAAACUGGGACCGGCGACCCCGAACUGGUCCCGGUUCCCCCGGAACUGCACCCAGACCCUUCCCCAUCCCCAAACUGGGACCAGUAUCCCCGUACUGGGAUCGGCGACCCCGAACUGGUCCCGGUUCCCCCGGAACUGCACCCAGACCCUUCCCCAUCCCCAAACUGGGACCAGUAUCCCCGUACUGGUCCCAGCAUGCCGGACUGGUCCCGGCUCCGCGCCGGCCCCAGCGACCCCCGGAACCCUCCCAGUAACCCCCAGUAUCGCCCAGCAGCCUCCCAGUGAGCCCCAGUCCCUCCCAGUGCCCCCCAUCCCCUCUCCCAGUGCCCCCAGUCCCUCCCAGUAUAACCCAGUAUAACCCAUUCCCCUUUCCCAGUGCCCCCCAUGACCCGAGCCCGGUUUUUGGGGGGCUGUGCCUGGCUUUUGGGGGCUCUGGCCCUGCUCCAGACUCUCUACCUGCGCUCGCUGCCGCCCCCUCCCCACCAUUCCCAUUCCCAUUCCCGCGCCCCCCGCCCCAAUUCCCGCCCCCCACGGGGGGUCCUGGACGCCUCGGGCUCGUUCCGGGUGUUCUGGGACGUUCUGGGCGCCCCCCCGGGCUGGGCCCGCGCCCCCCGCCCCGAGCUGGUGCUGGCGGCGCACGGGACCCCCGGGCGGGCGGCGGCGGCGCUGGGCGGGGGUCUCCAAAAAGGGGAGGGGUCCUGGGGGGGGCCGCUGUCCCUGGCCGUGUUUGGGGAGCCCCGGGCGGGGCUCCAGGAGCUGCUGGGGGUCCUGGGGGGGCCGUGCCGGGCGCUGAGGGGGCGGCUCCGGCUGCAGGUGGUGCAGGGGGCGGCGCGACCCCCGCCCACAAUUCCGGCAGCGCCCCCUCCCCAGCCAUGGCGCGGGGGGUGCCGGGGGGCGCUGGCCCGGCUGGCGGCCGCCGACCCCCCCAGUUACGCUCUGGGGGUGCCGUACCCCGGCAAUCUGCUCCGGAACGUGGCCUGGCAGGGCGCGGCGGGGGGCGGGCCCGGGCCGCGACCCCCGCCCCAAUUCUGGCAGCGCUUCGUGCUCGUGGUGGACGCGGACGUGGAGCCGAGCCCGGGGCUGCGCGAGGGGUUCCUGGAGCUGCUGCGGGGCGGGGGGCUGGACCCCCGGAACUGGGGACGGGACCCCCGGGACUGGGAACGGGACCCCCGGGACUGGGGAGGACAGGAGCCCAAAAACUGGGGGGCACUGGGGGACCCCAAAGCUCCAGGGUCUUGGGGCGUUUUGAGGACUCAGGGGGAUUUGGGGAACCCAAAAACUUUGAAUCUUCAGGGCAGUUUGGGGUUUCAAGGGGGUUUUGGGAACCCCAAAAUUUUGGGGGCUUCCGGAGGGCUGGGAGUCUCCAACACCUCGGGGGUCCCCAAUGGCCUGAGUGACCCCAAUGCUCUGAGUGACCCCAAAACCCUGAGUGACCCCAAAACCUGGAGUGACCACAAUGCCCAGAGUGACCCCAAAGCUUUGAAUGACCCCAAAGCCCAGAGUGCCCCCCAUGCCCCACAUGACCCCAAUGCCCGGAGUGACCCCAACGCUCUGAACGCCCCGAACACCCCGAGUGCCCCCCACGCCCCCGACGGCGCCCCCCCCUGGGCCCGGACCCUCUUUGUGCUCCCGGCCUUCGAGCUGCGGGGCUCGGGGCGCCCCCCGGGCUCCAAGGCGGAGCUGCUGCGGCUGUGGGGCGCGGGCGAGGCCCGCCCGUUCUAUGGGGCGCUGUGCCCGCGCUGCCAGGCCCCCACCGCCUUCGGCCGCUGGCGGGCGCUGCCCCCGGGCCCCCCGGGCGCCCCCCGGCUGCGCGUGGCCUACGAGGUGCCCUGGAGGGACCCCUGGGAGCCGUUCUACGUGGCCCCCGCCCGCGGCGUGCCGCCCUUCGACGAGGGCUUCCUGCAGUACGGCUUCAACCGCAUCAGCCAGGCCUGCGAGCUGCACGUGGCCGGGUUCCGGUUUGCGGUGCUGGACGGGGCCUGGGUCACCCACCGGGGCUGGAAGGAGCCGGGCGGGUUCCACACGGGGCGCGAGGCCGAGCUGGGCCGCAACCGGCAGCGCUUCCGGGAGUUCAAACAGGGACUGAAACUGAAAUAUCCCAACUCUGACCGACGCUGCUGAACACCUGAGCACACCUGAACACACCUGGGAACCCCUCAUAGACACCUGGGACAGCUGGCGACAGCUGGGACACACCUGGGGUUCCAUGAGGGGCAUGAGGCCGAGCUGGGCCGCAACCGGCAGCGCUUCCGGGAGUUCCAACGGGGGCUCAAACUGAAAUAUCCCAGCUCUGACCGGCGCUGCUGAGCUCACCUGGGACACCUGAACACACCUGGGACAGCUGAAGACCUUCCAAUGGACACCUGGGGACUCUCCAAUAUGUGGGCAUAGUGGACAUGGUGGGACAUUUCGGGACACACCUGGAGACACCUGGGGACCCUCCAUGGACAUUUGGGGACACCUGGGGACACCUGGAUGCCCCAUGGACAUGGCGUGACCGUCCCUCAGUAAACAUGGCCACCUACCCAUGA